CGUCGAUAGUGCUUGAAAUUGAGAGAGAACAUUUCCAGUGCUAAAACACUGUGUCUUGUUCAACGGAGCUCGGAGAGCGCGAACAAGGGAGAGACAGAGAGAGUUACGAGAUGCAGAGAGUUAAAGCUUUAGUAAAAGGGAGGUAUUCCAUUGAGAGAAUUGGGUUUCUACCUCGUCCCAGAUACUUCUCUGCUCAGCCAAACUACGCCCAAAAUGAUGAUCCCCAGGAACAGGUUUUAGUGGAAGGAAGAGCUAAAUCAAGAGCAGCCAUUCUCAAUAGACCCUCUGCCCUUAACGCACUUACCACUUCGAUGGCAGCUCGGCUAAAGAGAUUGUAUGAGUCAUGGGAAGAGAACCCGGAUAUUGGAUUUGUCUUGAUGAAGGGUGGUGGCGGGGCUUUCUGUGCUGGUUCAGAUGUGGUUGCUCUCUAUCAGUUAAUUGAUGAAGGGAAAAUUGAAGAAUGUAAAAGUUUUUUUGAGACGCUUUACAAGUUUGUAUACGUACAAGGAACAUAUAUAAAGCCACAUGUGGCUAUCUUGGAUGGUAUCACAAUGGGAUGUGGGGCUGGAAUUUCUCUUCCUGGGAUGUUCCGUUUGGUGACUGAUAAAACGGCUUUUUCCCAUCCAGAGGUUCACAUGGGGUUUCACCCUGAUGCAGGAGCUUCCUUUUAUCUUUCUCGAUUACCUGGUUACUUAGGAGAGUACUUAGCUCUUACAGGAGAAAAGCUUGAUGGAGCUGAAAUGAUUGCUUGUGGCCUUGCCACCCACUUUUGCUUAAACGCAAGACUGCACAUGAUAGAAGAGCGCCUUGGCAAGUUGGUGAAUGAUGAUCCUGGUGUCAUAGAUACUUCUCUUGCACAAUAUGGUGACCUGGUUUAUCCGGACAGAAGCAGUGUUCUACAUAAGAUUGACACAAUUGAUAAAUGUUUUUGCCAUGAUACAGUUGAGGAAAUUAUAUAUUCUCUGGAGAAUGAGGCAGCAGAAACUUUGGAUGAGUGGUGUAAGAAGACACUCAAAAAGUUAAAAGAAGCCUCACCACUGAGCCUUAAAGUUACUCUGCGAUCUAUACGAGAAGGCAGAUUUCAAACUCUAGAUCAAUGUCUUGCACGUGAAUAUCGGAUAACUCUUAAUGGUAUCUUCAAACAAGUCUCUAAUGACUUCUCUGAGGGUGUUCGAGCACGAUUACUGGACAAAGAUUUUGCUCCAAAGUGGGAUCCUCCAACCCUGGAACACGCAAGUGAAGAUAUGGUUGAAAGCUAUUUCACUCCACUCAAGGAGUCCGGACCAGAGCUGGACUUGCCAAUAUCAUUGCGAGAACCUUAUAUUUAAUUAGGGUCUGUAUACCUCUGAAAAGGGGUUUGUAGUUUUGUUCAUCAGAUAAAACAGAGGACUCCACAGCUUAAAACAAAACACAAAAUUGUCAUUUCGGUUUAUUCUGCCAGUCAGUUUCAUCUUUCUGCAGAAUUUCAAUCCCGACUAGACAGUUUUGAGAUGUAAAAUUAUUUAGUUUGCUGUUUGCUUUAAUGCAAAAUUCAUUCUAAAUACAGCUUGUAAUGACCA
Rubroshorea leprosula is the source of this 1559-nucleotide messenger RNA. The record is from the annotation of a GenBank genome assembly. NCBI's taxonomy places the organism in Eukaryota, Viridiplantae, Streptophyta, Magnoliopsida, Malvales, Dipterocarpaceae.